Molecule: messenger RNA, 12666 nt
Organism: Guillardia theta CCMP2712
Lineage: Eukaryota; Cryptophyceae; Pyrenomonadales; Geminigeraceae
Exons: 4
Coding region: 1-12666 (4221 amino acids)
Biological process (GO): microtubule-based movement
Cellular component (GO): dynein complex
Molecular function (GO): ATP hydrolysis activity; dynein light intermediate chain binding; minus-end-directed microtubule motor activity
Source: RefSeq, a predicted model, not a curated record
AUGGUCAAGCUGCACACAGAGGCGAAGGACAAUGUGAAGUUCUUGUCGACACUGGAGAGACACUUCAAGAUGCUCUCAAUGGCUCCCCUUGUCAACAUCACCGAGUCUCUCCCUUCGCUCUUCAACGGCCUGCGGAUGGUGUGGGUGCUGAGCAGGCACUACAACACCGACGAACGGAUGUCGACGCUGAUGGCUCGGAUAGCCAACGAGAUCUCCAACAGAGUGACAAACGAGAUCGACGUGGAGCAGAUGUUCACGUCGCUCUCUCCCUCCCAGGUGUCAGCCAAGUUGACGGAGGCAAGGCACCUGAUGCAGGGAUGGUACGAGGUCUACAUGAAGACGAGGGACAAGAUUGAGAAGUCCGGGCAGGAGCCUGAGGAGGACAUGAAGCAAGGGAAGCUGUCGGACAAGAACACCAGGAUGAGCGACCGCUGGGAGUUCGACCGGCAGCUCUUGUUUGGCAAGACCAAGUACAUCGAGGGUAUCCUGCAGGAUCUGCAACUCGUGUCGGAUACGAUCGACCAGUUCAUCGUCUUCUUCGGUCCGCAGCUCAAGAAGGUUAUUGGAGAUUCUCAGAGUAUCGACAAGAUGCUCGAGCGGGUCAACGCCAUGCUGACUCCGUACCUGCACGUCGAGUUCGAGAUCUUCGACCCGGCCCACAAGGCCCGGUGGGACACGCUCACAAAGAACUUCUCCGCGGAGGUCCAGGACAUCGAAGACGAGACUAGCAAGCUGAUCAACUCGAGCUUCGCGGAGCUCCGUUCGACGGAGGGUGCACUGCAGCUGCUGCUUCACUUCAAGUCCAUCAGGAGCAGGAAGGCGAUCACAGCAGUUGUGGAGGACAAACUCAGCGAGAUCCUCGUCCAGUUCUCCCGAGAAGUGACGCAAGUGCACGAGACUUUCAAGGCCAACUGCGAUCAUCCUCCUGUGCCCAAGAAUCAGCCGCCCGUGUCAGGGGCCAUCAUGUGGUCCAAGGGACUCUUCAUCCGGGUGAAGAAGACGAUGCUGCAGUUCCAGUCCUACUGCCAGAUGACCGAGUCAGAGCAAGGGAACGCGACGAUACGCCAGUACAUCGAUCUGGGCAAGACGCUGAGAAACUAUGAGAAUGAGCUGCACAGUAACUGGAAGGCCAAGUCUGAAGCCGAGGCAAACGAGCUCCUGAGGUGUCUCAUACUGCGGAAGGACGAGGAUGGUGAGAUGCAGGUCAACUUUCCCAACGAGCUCUUGACCCUCAUGAGGGAGGCCAAGUGCCUUGACAAGAUGGGAUACUCCGUGGGCGAGACGGUCAUGAACAUCGCGUUGCGAGAAGCCAAGUACUUGCAGCUCGUGCAGAACUUGAAGCAGAUGAUCGCAAACUAUCAGCACGCGCUCUCAAGCCUCGACCCGAGCUUACGGGAGCUCUGUGCCCACAACGCUGAGAGCCUCAAGUCUGGGAUGAGCCUGGGCUUCACGGCCCUGAACUGGAUCUCACUGGGGAUCAAUGACUUCAUCGACAAGACCAACAAGAAGAUUUCAAUCUUCGUCACCUUCGCUCGCGCCAUCGACAAGAACGCCGCGACCAUCGCCGACAUCGUCUCGGAGAUCCAGCGGGGGAAGCUGAUCCCCUCGACCGAGGCCCUGUUCGGGGAGGAGACUGAGGGCCUGGACCUGCAGGAAGUCUUCUCGCGCCUUGAAAAUCACCGAUCAGAGGUAGUGAACCACCUUGUCAGCCAGCACGCGCAGAUCACUCCGCUCCUCUGCAAGAUAGAGGAAGUGGCUGUCGGGACCAACACGGGCCGGUCGUCAGGCAUGACGAGCUACUACAGGUACUGGGAGAAACGAAUCUACGACGCUAUCGUACACCUCGUCCUCGACGGAGUUGCUGACUUUGCUAGCUACCUUGGGAUGACGGCGGGGAAGGAGGGGGUCAGGCCGUUGAUCCGGGCGACGGCGAGGGCGACGCCGCAGAUCGUCUACACGCCCUCCAUGCUGGAUAUACAGAAGAUGAUCACAAAGAUCCUUAAGGUGAUCCUCGAGACUACUGCCCGCAGCUUCAUCCGAUGGAUGGAUGGAACCUGCCUGCCCUGCCCCUCUCAGAUCGUUCACGGACAUGACGAGCCGGUCGUCUUCAGCUUCUACGAUGAUGUUCAGGCGCACCCGCACUGCGUCAAGGCAAUCCUCUCAAUGCAGACGAGGGUCACCAAGACAGGCCUGUCGCUAGAGAAGGCGAGCUCGCGGUAUGCGAGAUACAUGUCUCUGUGGAAUGAAGAACGACACAGCAUCGUAGAGAAGUUCAUCAAGACAAAGUCGCGCACUUCAAUCGAGUUCGACGAGAGGAUCAAGCACUACAACAACGUAAUGCGCGACCUCGGAUUCUUUCCUCCCUCCGUCACCGUUGACUUCUUGCACGUAAAUAUGACUGCUGCCCACUCAGACAUUCGCAACGAGGCGCAAGCUUGGAUCACAAUAAUAGGGAAGUUCUUGUUUGACGAUGCCAAUUCAAAGCUCAACACUGUCCUUGAGAAGAUUUCCAACAUACGAUAUGAUCUUGCAACAGCCCCAGACACUCUGGACAACUUCAAGCAUCUGUUGCAAGUCAUUCAGGAGACAACUGAAUCCAGCACUGAGAUAGAAGCUGUCUGCAUCGACUUGCAGGAGAAGUUUGACAUCCUUAAUUUCUAUCGCAUCCAAGUGGACGCAAAGUCCUCGCAGGAGGCGCUAGAAAUCAAGGGCAAGUGGCUGGACGUCGUGAGGGAGGCGAGGCAGAAGUCGCACGAGGUGUCAAAGAUCAAGAAGCAGUUUGCCUUCACCACCAAUCAAGAAUGCGAAACUUUCAUCGGAGAGUGCGACGCCUUUCUCAAGCGGCUCAACGAGGAGGGCCCAGCUGCACCAGACAUCGACCUGGACUAUGCCGUCGACCUUGCGAGCGCCUACGCGGUGGAGAUGAAGGAGAUGACGAAGAGGAAGGAAGGAAUCUCCAUGGCCAUGAAGCUCUUCGGCCUCGAGGCUGCAACUUUCACCAGCCUUGCCAAGGCCACAGAACUUCUUGCUUGCCUGCAGGAGAUUGUCAGCGUCUACUCGGACUUCAGGGAGUCCUGCAGGAACUGGUCCGGCGCUCUCUUCUUCCAGGAGCUCGACAUCGAGGCUCUCAACAGCGGCGUCGCGGCCUAUCUCGUCAAGCACAGAAAGAUCUCCAAGAACGCUCAGCGGCUGCAGCUCUACGAAAAGCUUGGAAGUGCCAUCGUCGCUUUCCAGAAGUCUCUCCCACUCAUCUCCGAGCUCAAGUCCGAGGCGAUGCGGCCGAGACACUGGAAGAAGCUGCUGCCCUCCAUCGAGAUUAACCCCAACACCUUCACGCUGCAGGAGCUGUUCGCUCUCAACCUGUCGGAGCAGGCAGAGAGAGUGACGGAGAUCGUGACGGAGGCGCAGAAGGAAGUGGCGAUCGAGAAGGGGCUGGAAGAGAUCGAGACCAACUGGAAGAGCCAGGGCCUUGACCUGUUCAAGUACGAGAGAGAUGGGCAGGAUCGCGGGUACUGUCUCAAGGGAACCGACGAGAUCACUCUGCUCCUCGACGACAACCUGAUGAACAUCGCCUCCAUGUCAGCGUCCAAGUUCUGCGGCCCCUUCAUCGAUCAGAUCCGGCUGUGGGAGAAGCGCUUGUCACUCAUCGGAGAGACGCUGGAAGCCUGGCUCAUCGUGCAGAGGAAGUGGCAGUACCUGGAGGGAAUCUUCGUGGGAUCCGACGACAUUCGCAUGCAGCUGCCCGAGGCCGCCAAGAGGUUCGAGAAGAUCGACCAGGCCUGGUCGAAGAUCAUGCAGGAGACUCACAAGGAGAGGAACGUGGUCAAGGCGUGCUGUGUGGAUGGAAGGCUUGAGUUGCUACGCCAGCUGGCCAACGACCUUGAUUGGUGCCAGAAGAGCCUAUCGGACUUCCUUGACUCCAAGAGGAACUCGUUCCCGAGGUUCUUCUUCAUCUCUGACGAUGAGAUGCUGUCGGUGUUGGGGUCGUCAGACGUCACGGCUAUCCAAGAGCACUGCCUCAAGAUCUUUGACAACUGCGCGAGUCUGAUCUUCGCCCGUCAGAACAAGGUGGUAGUGGGUAUGAUCUCUUCGGAGGGCGAGAACCUGAACUUCAGGACGGCCGUUGCGACUGAGGGAGCCGUUGAGAACUGGAUGACCAACGUCCUGGCAGAGAUGCGAGCUUCGCUACAUUCCAUCAUGAAGGAAGGAAUCUUCAACUACCCCAAGACCUCUCGCCUCCGAUGGAUCGAAGAGAACCUGGGCAUGACGGUCAACGGCGGGAGUCAGCUCUGGUGGACCUGGCAGGUGGAGGACGGUUUCCGCAAGGUGAAGCAAGGAGAGAAGCAUGCGAUCAAGGUUCUCAACCAGCUGCUGACCAAGCAGCUCAACGACCUGGUGGCAGAGAUGAGGAAGGACCUGAGCAAGCAGCAGCGAAAGAAAGUCAACACGCUCGUCAUCAUCGACGUUCAUGCACGGGACAUCAUCGACGGCUUCGUUCGUGACUCGAUCCUGGACGAGAGGGAGUUUGCCUGGGAGUCUCAGCUGAGAUACUACUGGGUCAGAGCUGACGAUGAGCUCUUUGUGCGGCAGUGUACGUUCUCCACGCCUUUCGGUUAUGAGUACAUGGGGCUCAACGGUCGCCUCGUCAUCACCCCGCUCACGGAUCGAUGCUACAUGACGCUUACGCAGGCCUUGAGCUUCCGGCUGGGUGGAGCCCCGGCAGGCCCGGCCGGGACGGGCAAGACGGAGACGGUGAAGGAUCUGGCAAAGGCAAUCUCCCUGUACUGCGUGGUGUUCAACUGCGGGGAUGGGCUGGACUACAAGGCGAUGGGAAGCAUCUUCUCCGGGCUGGUGCAGUGCGGGGCCUGGGGAUGCUUCGACGAGUUCAACAGGAUCGAGGCUCCGGUGCUGUCCGUGGUGUCAGCGCAGCUCAAGACAAUCCAGACGGCGAUGAUCGCGAACGCGAAGAUGUUUCACUUCGAGGGACGGGAGAUCUCCCUUGACGAUUCUUGCGGGUUCUUCAUCACUAUGAACCCUGGCUACGCUGGCAGGACGGAGCUGCCGGACAACCUUAAGGCGCUCUUCAGGCCGAUGACGAUGAUUGUGCCGGAUCUGAACAUCAUCUGUGAGAACAUGCUGCUGUCUGAGGGGUUCGACCUGGCUCGAAUCCUAGCCAAGAAGAUGGUGACGCUCUACGCGCUGGCUAAGGAGCAGCUCUCGCGGCAGUACCACUAUGACUGGGGCUUGCGAGCGUUGAAGAGCGUGCUAGUGAUGGCGGGUUCGCUGAAGAGAGGGUCGCCAGACCUGCCGGAGGACGUGGUGCUCAUGAGAGCGCUGAGAGACAUGAACAGCCCCAAGUUCGUCUUCGAGGACGUCCCCCUCUUCCUGGGUCUACUCGCCGAUCUCUUCCCCGGGCUCGACUGUCCACGGGUGGGAUACCCCGAGUUCAACGCGGCCGUCGUGGGUGUCAUCCGCAAGGAGAAGUACAUCGAGAUCUCCUGGCAGGUGGACAAGGUGGUCCAGCUCUACGAAACCAUGCUGACAAGGCACACGACGAUGAUCGUCGGGCCGACGGGAGGAGGGAAGUCGGUGGUCCUCAACACCCUCUGCCAUGCGCAGACAAACCUGGGCAGGACGACGAAGCUGACGGUGAUCAACCCCAAGGCGAUUCCUCUGUCUGAGCUCUACGGGGUGAUGGACCCUGUCACCCGAGACUGGACGGACGGUCUGCUGAGCAAUAUCUUUAGGGAGAUGAACAAGCCUCUGCCCGAGGGCAAAGACGAGAGGAGGUACAUCUGCUACGACGGUGACGUGGACGCGCUGUGGGUGGAGAACAUGAACUCAGUGAUGGAUGACAACAAGCUCCUCACCCUCCCCAAUGGCGAGCGCAUCCGCCUCCAGCCCUUCGCCUCCAUGCUCUUCGAGGUGGGAGACUUGCAGUAUGCUUCCCCCGCCACCGUGAGCCGGUGCGGCAUGGUGUGGGUGGACCCGAAGAACCUCGGGUUCGAUCCCUACUUCAAGCGAUGGCUCGGAUCCGUCGAGAGCCCGGAGAGGGCUAAGACGCUAGACCAGUUGUACAGCAAGUACGUGCCUCAGCUGAACGAGUGGGUCAUGCUGGGACUUAUCUUCGGCGAGUACGAGCCGAGGCCGAAGCUCGUUCUUCCUCUCACCAACUUGAACCUCGUCGUGGCCCUCUGCUUCAUGCUUUCCGCCCUCUUGCAGGAGGCGGAAGACCCCGAGGCCAAGGAGCUGGAGGCAAUCUUCGUCGCGUGCUUGACCUGGUCCCUCGGCUCUGCCCUGCACGAGGACAGCAGGAAACGCUUCGACGCUCAUCUCAAGAAGCUCUCGGGCAUGAGCGGGUCUGACCAGCCGUCGGUCAGCAUUUCGAGCCUUCCAGGAGCCUCCAAGUCGACUGUUUUCGACUACAUGUACGACCCCAAGAUGCGCGGCUGGUCCUCGUGGAGCAGCCUUGUGCAGGAGUUCAGCCCGGCGCCUGGUCAGGCCUUCUACCAGAUCCUCAUCCCGACCGCAGACACGGUGAGGAGCACAUGGCUGGUUGACACGUGCGUCAAGAUCUCCCGGCCCUCCAUCUUCGUCGGAGAGUCGGGGACCUCCAAGACGGUGACGCUGCAGCACUACCUCAAGAACCUCAGCCCUGAGACGAACAACCUCCUCAACAUCUCCUUCUCCUCGCGGACCUCAGGGAAAGACUUGCAGGUAAGCAUCGAGAGCAACAUCGAGAAGCGUCUCAAGGGAACGUUCGGCCCUCCCGCGGGCAAGAAGCUCAUCAUCUUCAUCGAUGACGUCAACAUGCCCCUUGUGGACACCUACGGGACGCAGCAGCCUGUCACUCUGCUGAAGCUCUUCAUAGAGAAGCAGGGGCUGUACGACAGAGAAGAGCUUGUUUGGAAGCACGUCAUAGAUACGCACUGCCUUGCUGCCUGCGGCCCUCCAGGAGGAGCUCGAAACCCCAUGGAUCCUCGAUUCGUCUCUCUCUUCACCGUCUUCAACAUCUCGUUCCCCUCGGAUGAAUCCAUCAUCCGAAUCUUCUCCACCAUCCUCGACAACCACUUCCAGCCUUUCUCUGCCUCCAAGGACGGCGAAUUCUUCAAAACCUGCGGAAAGACGUUUUCAGAAUCAACGCUCAAGUUGUACAAGACUGUCGUCGCCAACAUGCCUCCCACCCCAACUCGCUUCCAUUACGUCUUCAACCUCCGUGACCUGUCCAGGAUCUGCGAAGGACUCUGCACGGCUACCACAGACGCGAUUCUUGAUGGAGUUGGAAUCUGUAGACUAUGGAGGAACGAAUGCCUGCGAGUCUUUCACGAUCGUCUCAUCUCACAAGAGGACAAGGACUGGUUCAUCGAGCAGUUGAAGCAGACCAUGAAGCAGCAGCUCCAGAACUACAUGGACGGAGCGAUGGCGGGGGAAGUCAUCUUCGGCGACUUCAGGAACGCCCUGCGGGUGAUAGAUGGAGAGGCGGAGGCUCGAGUGAACGAGGACCUGGGAAGCUACGACAACGUGAAGACGAUCUUCGACGAGCUGCUGGAGCGAUACAACGAGACCAACAAGGUGAUGGAUCUUGUGCUCUUCGAUGAUGCCCUUGACCAUCUCUGCCGCCUCCAUCGGCUCCUGCGGCUGCCACGAGGGAACGCGCUGCUCGUGGGAGUUGGGGGUUCAGGGAAACAAUCCCUCACCAGGCUCGCGGCGUACGCGGCACAGUGCAAGAUCUUUCAGAUCACAUUGACAAGGACGUACGGGGAAGAGGAGUUCCGAGAGGACCUGCGAACGAUGUAUAGUAUGCUCAAGACAGAAGCCGUCGUCUUCCUCUUCACCGAUCAACACGUGGCGGACGAGAGCUUUCUCGAGCUCAUCAACAACCUCCUGACCAUGGGCAUGGUCCCAGCGCUGUAUGCAGAGGACGAGCGCGAGGGGAUCAUCAACUCGAUGAGGAGGGAGGUGAAGGAGAAAGGCCUGCCGGACAGCAAAGACUCGUGCUGGAACUAUUUCGUCGAGUCCUCGAGAGACAACCUCCACAUCGUCCUCGCCAUGUCUCCUGUCGGCGAAGACCUGCGGCGACGCUGCCGUAACUUCCCUGGCAUGAUCAACAACGCCGUGAUCGACUGGUUCCAGCCAUGGCCGUCCGAGGCGCUCCAGUCAGUCGCCAACAGGUUCCUUGCUCAGGUCGAGCUGCCGGAAGAGAGCAGGCAGAACGUCACUCUGCACAUGAUGGCAGUGCAUCACUCCGUGCUGGAAGCCAGCAGCGAGUUCGAGACGCAGCUGCGCCGACACAACUACGUGACGCCCAAGAACUACCUCAACUUCAUCAACGCCUACAAGCACCAGCUGGCGGAGAGCCGGUCCAGGAAUACGGAGAUGGUGACCAGGCUGGACGGAGGGCUGAAGAAGCUGAUCCAGGCGGCUGCUGACGUGGCAGUGAUGAAGGAGGAGCUGGCAAAGCAGACGGUGGUGGUGGAGCAAAAGACGAGAGACUGUAGCGAGUUGCUGCAGACCAUCUCGGUGAACACCAAGGAAGCCACGGAGAAACAAGCGAUAGCGGGCGAGCAGGAGGAGAUCCUGGGCGUGCAGUCUGUUGAGAUCGCGCAGCAGAAGGCGACAGCAGAGGAGAAGCUGGGAGCUGCCUUGCCCGCACUCGAAGAAGCAGCACAGGCGCUCAACGACCUGGACAAGAAGGACAUCGACGAGAUCAAGUCGUUUGCAAAGCCGCACGUGCUGGUGCAAGGAGUGGCUGAAUGUGUCGCCAUCCUCAAGAAGGUUCCUGACACGAGCUGGAAAGGAGCCAAGGCCAUGAUGUCUGACGGUCGCUUCCUCCGCUCGCUGCUGGAGUUUGACAAGGACUCGAUGACGGACAAGCAGAUCUCGCAGGUUCAGAAGUAUAUGAAGGACCCCAAGUUCAACCCGACGGAGCUGAAGAACAUCUCUACAGCAGGAGCUGGAUUGUUGAAGUGGGUGUACGCCAUGGUGAACUACUACAACGUAGCCAAGGAGAUCAACCCUAUGCGCAAUGCCGUCAGGAAAGCUGAAACAGAGCUUGCCAAGGCGCAGAAGGAUCUGUCAAAGGUGAAGAACGAGCUUGCAGACCUCAGCCAGACGCUCGAGGGGCUGAGAGAUGACCUAGAGAAGGCAACGAUAGAGAAGGAGCGACUCAAGGAGGCUGCAGACACCAUGGCACGUCAGCUUGCAGCGGCGGAGAAGCUGAUCAACGGGCUCGGCUCGGAGCAGACGAGGUGGAAGGCAGACAUGGAGGAUCUGAACCAAAAGAGAAUCAACUUGGUCGGCGACUGCCUCAUCACCUCCUCCUUCCUCUCCUACCUCGGAGCCUUCUCCUUCGACUUCCGUCAGAGGCUGAUCACCUCCAAGUGGCAAGCUGACCAAGUAGACAAGAAGCUACCACUGAGCGACCCGUUCUCCCUCCAGUACCUGCUGACCUCUGACGUUGAGAUUAUCCAGUGGGCCUCCGAAGGCCUGCCGUCCGACGACCUCUCGGUGCAGAAUGGCAUCCUGUGCACCAGAGCCUCCUCGUUCCCCUUGUGUAUCGAUCCUCAGAUGCAGGCCGUUGCCUGGAUCAAGAAGAGAGAAGGGAAGGACCUGAUAGGAAGGAUCAAGACCUUCAACGACGGCGACUUCCUGAAGCAUCUCGAGAUGGCCGUCAACUUUGGUUUUCCCUUCCUCUUUGAGAACCUCGACGAGUACAUCGACCCGGUGGUCAACCCGGUGCUCGAGAAGAACAUCACAACCAACGGAAACCGAAAGUUUGUGAAGCUCGGGGACAAGGAGAUCGACUGGGACCCCUCCUUCCGCCUCUACAUGACCACUAAACUCUCCAACCCUCACUACACCCCUGAGGUGUUCGGUAAGGCCAGCAUCAUCAACUUCACCGUCACCUUGGAAGGACUGAAGGAACAGCUUCUGAAUGUCGUGGUGGGACAUGAACGUCCGGAUCUCGAGGCGCAAAGGCUGGAGCUGGUGGAGGAGGUCAGCAAAAACAAGGCCACGCAGAAGAAGCUGGAAGACACGCUUCUGAGGGAACUUGCGUCCUCGUCGGGCAACAUUCUCGACAACGCAGAGCUAAUAUCAACCCUUGACUCGUGUAAGACUUCCGCCACGGAGAUCGGGUUGAAACUCGAGCAAGCAAGGCAAACGACAGAGGAGAUUGGAGUAGCUCGAAGCAAAUAUCUGACAGCUGCCAAGCGCGGCUCAAUCCUCUUCUUCUCACUCUCCGGCCUCUCGUCACUGAACCCCAUGUAUGAGACUUCGCUCUCGUCCUUCCUCGGAGUCUUCGUCACCGCCCUCGAGAGGUCAAAGAAAGAUUCGGAUCUCAAUGCUCGGCUGGCAAACAUCAUCAAGACGUUGACUCAGCAGUUCUAUGACUACGUCUGCUACGGAUUGUUCGAGACGCACAAACUAAUGUUCUCUUUCAAUAUGACUGUCAAGAUAUUGGCAGGCGAUGAGAACAUGGACGAGAAGCUUUUGGACUUCUUCCUUCGUGGAAACACAUCUCUCAGUGAAGCAGCUGUCCAAAAACCCUUUUCUUGGAUCCCCCAGCAAGGCUGGAAAGAUUUGCUGCAACUGACCACCUUGAGACCUAAGUUCGCCAGCAUGGUCAACUUGGUCACAAAGAACGAGCAGACGUGGAAAACUUGGUAUGACCUGGAGGACCCGGAGAACCACAACAUCGACAUGCUUGACAAGGAAGACUUGAACGGCUUCGAGAAGAGCUGCAUCGUCAAAUGCUUCCGUGCCGACAGAAUACAAAAUUGCGUGCAGAAGUUUGUCAUCGAGAACUUGGGGGAGGGAUACGUCCAGCCUCCUGUGCUCAACUACAAGCAGGUGCUCGCACAGUCCAGCCCCAAGACUCCCGUCGUCUUCGUGCUGUCCCCGGGAGCCGAUCCGGCCUACAGCAUCUUCGAGCUUGCGGAGACGGAGGGCAUGGCUCCUCCUAAGCUCAAGUACGUCUCCCUCGGGCAGGGACAAGGGCCCAUCGCAGCAAACCUGCUGGAGACAGGAGCCAACAGAGGCUUCUGGGUGCUGCUCCAGAACUGUCAUCUCCUGCCCAAGUGGCUCAAAACGCUCGAGAAGAUCCUGGAGAAGCUCUUCGAGAAGCCACACAAGGACUUCAGGCUCUGGUUGACCACCGACCCCACCGACGCCUUCCCGCUCGGUAUCCUGCAGCAGUCGUUCAAGGUGGUGACAGAGCCGCCCAACGGGCUGAAGUUGAACCUCCGAAGCACUUGGAGUAAGAUCACCGAAGACUCCCUCGCCUCCUGUCCCAACCCGGCGUUCCGCCCUCUCAUUUACGUUCUUGCUUUCCUGCACGCUGUUGUGCAGGAGAGAAGGAAGUUCGGCAAGCUGGGAUGGAAUGUGCCCUAUGACUUCAAUGAGUCGGAUUUCCGCGUCUGCUUUUCUCUCCUCAACACCUACCUCACCAAACAAAUAGAAAACGGUGAUGAGCAAAUACCAUGGAACACUCUUCGAUACCUGGUGGGAGAAGUCCACUACGGAGGCAGAGUCACCGACAGCUACGACAGAAGAAUACUGACGACUUACAUGCAAGAGUUCUUCGGAGACUUUCUCUUUGACAUCACGCAGAAGUUCUUCUUCUACCAGGAUAGCAAAGUGCAGUAUGGGAUGCCGGACUCUGACAGUGACAGGGACCAAUAUGCUGCCUUCAUCGAGGCUCUUCCCUUGCUGUCGGGCCCGGAGGUUUUCGGGCUUCACUCAAACGCUGAGAUCGACUACCUGAACAAGGCCAGUGCAAACAUCUUGUCCAACCUCAUAGAGCUGCAGCCUCGGACGUCGGCAGGGAGCGAAGGAGCCACACGAGAGGAGGUCGUGGGCGCUGUCGCAAACGACAUCGUGUCAAAGAUCCCUGAGCUGUUCGACAUGCCGAAGCUGAGGAAGACAUUGCCAUCACCGUCUCCUACACAAGUAGUUCUGCUGCAAGAGCUCGAUCACUGGAAUCGCUUGCUGCGCACCAUGAGCUCCUCGUUGAAGACGCUCCUUCGCGCUCUGUCCGGGGAGGUUGGCAUGUCAUCCACGUUGGAAGAGCUCUCGACCGCCUUGUUCAACGGCGUUCUCCCUGGCUCCUGGAGCAAGCUCACUCCUCAGACCGAGAAAUCCCUGGGCGAGUGGGUUGAGAUGUUCUUGAGGCGUCAGGAUCAGUACGCUGAAUGGGCUGCGGAGGGACAAGACCCGCUGGUCAUGUGGCUCUCGGGGCUUCACAUCCCCGCCACCUACCUCGCCGCUGUUGUUCAGACGACCUGCCGUAUGAAGAAGUGGGCGCUAGACAAGAGCACGCUCUACACCAAAGUCACUCAGAUGAUGAGCCCCACUGAGGUGGGAAGUCGUCUAGAGUUCGGAUGCUACGUGCAAGGCUUGUACCUGCAGGGAGCCUCCUGGGAUCUGAAGGAGAGCAGGUUGGUAAGGCAGCUGCCGAAAACUCUCGUGCAGCCGCUUCCCAUCCUCCAAGUCAUCCCUGUCGAGGCGCAUCGCGUGAAGCUGCAGGGGAUGCUCAAGACUCCAGUCUACGUCACUUCACUUCGAAGGAACGCCAUGGGCGUCGGGCUGGUUUUCGAAGCGAAUCUGGACACUAAUCAUCAUGUUUCGCACUGGAUUCUUCAAGGUGUGGCAUUGACCCUGGAGUAG